This is a messenger RNA of Fulvia fulva, 2448 nucleotides long. RefSeq lists its product as uncharacterized. Bases 1 to 2448 code for a protein of 815 amino acids. The record is from RefSeq and is a predicted model, not a curated record. The transcript has a single exon. NCBI's taxonomy places the organism in Eukaryota, Fungi, Ascomycota, Dothideomycetes, Mycosphaerellales, Mycosphaerellaceae.
AUGGACUGGAAGACCGUCGCGGAUCUUGUGGCGGACUAUAAGACAGCCUCUCACCAUGUCGCACAGUGGCUAGUCAACAACACUAGAGGACAUGUCACAGAUGCUGCUCUUGCCGCCUACAUAGAGCGUGCUGCACAGCACGGCAACGGCAUUCAGCAAGUAUUCCUCGAUCCGCCUGACUUAAUCCAGCUUUCUGGAGACGUGGAGAGGCGAGCAACCGUUUCUGGACAGGCGCCGUUCGACAUCACUGCAGCCAUCUCUGUGCUGAAAAACGCCAUCCGUGGGCGCAAGGGGGCUGCGGAGUGGUAUAGGGUCCGAGGCAAGAAGGACAAAGAGUCACUCGAGCGCGAUGAGAAGCACAGCCAAUUCAUUGGUACUCAAAGCGAGAUGCUCGCAUGCUUGCAAAGAGCAUAUCGAGCCACUCAACCCAUUGUCCAGCAGCCGAGACUACCUGCCAGGAUAGAGGAAUUGGUAGCCGGCUUCUGCCAGCUUCACGUGGAAGAGCCAGCGGAAGUCGGUCCUGCUAUAGCGGCACGCUUGACGAAGGAUGCUGCGCAUCUCGUUCAUGUCGACGAUGUCGGUGUACAGAUGCAAGUCGAACCAGAUGACAUGGCAUUCGCUCUCUGUACAUUGCUUGAGGAGUUCUUCAAGGCUCGUAAAGUGUUACGUGAGGCGUGGACGAGCUGCAAGAAUGGCACCCUGCCUAGCGAGUACGCCUUCGCGAUGAAGGAAGCUGCGAAUCAGCUGAUGCAAGCGAAUAUCGACCACUUCGCAGAGACACAUCCGGGCUUCGAUGAUUUCAACACGAUUGCAGAUUCUUUGGAGUUGAACAUCACCACAGAAGAGGGCGUCCUGCAGACUUUCGAAUGCAACGUGGAAGGUCUCACAUCUCAACUACUCUGUAUCGACGCCUGGAUCACGGUCAGUCUACUUCGGAGGCACAUUCGAACAGCUCAGCUGCCUAGGACCCAUAGAGCAGUCCGGGUCUUGGACCGUAACGUCAACGCUCAUCAUCCACUCUGUCUCAAGCUAUACGAAUCGAAAGUGGACGUUGAUGACCUUGCUGCCAGAUGGCAAGACGCUGGUCCGCAGGAUCUGUUCACGGCGCAGUACGCAGAGUUUCGUGCUUCAACCGACCAUAGAGUCUCUCUUACCUUCAUCCUAAUGUUACAGAACGAGAUCGACGCACUCGACAUACUCGGAGAAGGUAGAACACUUGUACUGGUCUCGCUUGUUGAUGUCACAGUCCAGGCACAGCUGUCGUCCGCCAGCAUUGAUGAGCUCAAGCGCCGGUACGAGCCGUGGGUACGACAUGAAGUUGACGAGACGCUCGACGCUGCUGCAAAAAAGAUACAACACGAUAUGCUGGAGGCGGCCGGCAAAGAUGUGGCUGAACUUUACGAGGUUGAACCAGCGGACUUCCUGAAGCGACCUGUCCAGAUCUUACCGACUCUAGGUACAGCCUACUCAUUGAACUUGACAACGCUUCUACACAGCAGCGGAGUCGAUCUCCUGAAUAUUGGCAACAUUGGCUUGGCAAUGGUUCACCUCUAUUCCAUUUGUAAAGCGUCCCAGCUGUUGUCCGAGGAGUGGAUAGACAUGGAGUUCUUCAUCAAGUCGCAAGGCGCUUUGUCGUUGGGCUUGAUUGAGGCGGUCCAUGCCACAGAGCCAAUGCUUACAGCUGCUAGGAAUUAUGGUUUCGCCAUGGGGUUGGAAGCGCACCAUUAUACCGCCGCGAAAGCCAGGGAGCCGAGAAAGCUGGGCAGAGUAUCCUUGACACUUGGAAGAAAGAACAUCAGGACCGUACAACUGUGCUCGACGUUCAUGAAGGAGCUACAUACUGUUCAAGCGGCGGCAUCAACGGUAGCCUUCUGCAUCUCUGAUGAACUGCCUUCUGUGCUGCACCACGUUGCCAAGGGCCUGGCCGCCGACAACCCCAGUCCUUUGGAUGCAAUCACGCUUGAGGCGGUUCGUGACAAUCGGCCCCUCACACCCGUGCAGUUGCUCUCCGCGCUGAAAAAGUCCUUGGGUAAUGACGACUUUGCGAUGCGCUUCGACUACUACAUCUUCUUCGCCACGCUCGUAGACAUCGUCCGCGAAGUGCAAUUGAUGCUUCAAGAAUCGAAGUUCGGGAAGGUACGGGAUGUUGGCAAGAAGGACAACCCAUCUCUUCUGGUGGACGACAUAUUCUGGCUUGCCGCUUGUCGAGAGCGCGACAUACUGGCCAACGAUGGUACAUCUCCAAUAAAUGAUUACAUCAGCAUGUGCGCGAAAAUAUUCGAUCGGCAUAUGGGCAAGGAUGGUUCGAGGCUCUACGACAUGGCCGUCGCUUCGCGCACAGAGCCGGCCUUGGACGAUGAAAUCGCGGUAGCACCAUGCGUCACGCCGGUCGGGCAUAAUGUGGUCCGCCUGAAGCUGAACGGAAAGAAGCUGACCCUGAAGGGCUAG